UCCAAUCACCCUGCCAAGAGGAAGGCGGCUUGAUAUUUGAUAUUUUUAUUAUUAUUAUUAAAUGCACUUGAAUUGCUCAUGUUUCACACUGCAACAGACUGACAAGGACGAUUCACUGACUUCUUCACUUCGACUGCUUGCGAUUGUAUUCGUCACGUCAAAAAAAAAUACAGCAGUAUUCUAUCAGUGUGCUAAAAGUCUACCCUGCAGGAGUUGAUUUUGUUCCCACUCUCCUGGGCUAAAUCCACGCUGCCGUGACUCGUGACCCUUCCCAGACGUCUUACAUAAGGAGCUUGAUAAGGAAGGCGCACGACCCCGUGCUCCGUUCCUGCAGGUCAGGCCUGGAUUAUUUUCUGUCCAUGCACAUUUCUGGUGGAAGAUGCGUUACAAAGGAGUCGAUAGAAUAGAAAACUACAGCUGAGAUUUUUUUUCAUUUUUAUUUUUUUGCAAACGUACAAUGCAUACAAUUAUGUUUGCAAGACGUAGAGUACGAGGUCCUGUUUGUAGUUUUAAAUCCACGCGUAACCUCGUGUAAACCGCACGCCGCGUGCUGAGGUUUCUGCGCGACUGGGGACGGAGGUCCACGUGACGGGGGGGGGGGGGGGGGGGGGGUGCGGAGAUUGGCUCCGUGCGGCUGUGACGUCAUCAACCCAGAGCUUCCCUCCCACCGCCUUCCUCUCAGUCUUCCUCGCUCUCCUUAUGGCUGCCUUCUCCCUUUGCCUUUCCCCAGCAUGUCUGCUCUAAGGGAUGGCGUGCGUGGGUGGGUGACUUCCAGGACUGAGCCCCUUUUUUCUUCCAGGAUUUGCUGAAUAUCCCCACAGCGGCUGUCGUGCAACCCCCCCAUAUCCAUCCAUCUCUAUACACACAAACGUAUACGGGAGUUGGUCCUCAGGGGGGGGGGGGGGGGGAAGUCGACCUCAGCGCGCAAAUGGCCGUGCCCUGCCCCGUCAUCCUUUGAGCAGCUGGAAUCGUCCUCCGCUUCCGUCCAUCCCCACGCCAGCGGCACUUAGAGGAUGAGAAUCUGCAACCAUGAUGCAAGGACUGAAAAAACGAACCAGGAAAGCGUUGGGCUUACGAAGGAAAGACAAGGACGCAGAGACCACGAGCUCACCUGACAAAGAAGGAACCGGAAGUGGAAAGAAAGGACAGAAAAAGGCUACUAAUGGCGCACCCAACGGUUUCUGUGGGCAAUUUGACUGGGACAGAUAUGCGUCUCCUGAUGUGGACGAGGAGGGAUUUAGCCAACGUCCUGGCGACCAAGGUAACGCAGCUUCCGCGGGGAAGCAGUUUUUCUCCUCCAGCGAGUCCGAGGACGAUGAAGAAGUCAAGAAAAAGUUCCAAAUCAAGAUCAAACCGCUGGCGGCCGAGAGCGCCAAGUGCGUCGCUCCGUCCGUGGAUGAGCUCAAAGCCUCGGUGGGAGGUUUGGCGCUCUCUCCGUCUCUGAAGAGAAGUCCGAGACGCAGCCUGGGCCAGAUAAAGCGCCACCUGUCAUGUGAAGAGAUCGCUCGGCCCAGACGUUCUACCCCCACGCCGGGUCCCGCCCCUGACGCCCCGAGUGAGCGGCUGGCGCAGAACAUCCCCGCCUUCUUCGGACAUCCCUCGGAGACGCAAUAUGCGAGAUAUGACGUGGUCCCUGCCGACGUCUGGGGAGGAUCGAGGCCAAAGUUGGAGUCGCUUUUGAGCAGAAGUUUCCCGACAGGAGCUCCUCCUCCGCUGCCUCCCAAAACCGUCGUGUCACGCAGUCAAGGCUACCCUUCGCACUGCGCUGUGGAUUUACCCAACGGAAGAGCAACCCGCAGUUCUGCCCCCAUCUACCUGAACAUCCUGUCCCCCUCUUCGUACCGAGGGUCCCCCGCCCCUGACCUGGACGACGUCUUCGGCCCGCGCGCCGACGAGCUCAGCGUCUCCAGCGCCGGGUGGGUCACUUUUACAAACGACAGACCCCCGCCGCCAGAUGAGCCGGCGCCGCCCCCUCCGCCCGACUCCCCCGCCCCGGACACGCCCUCGUCCACGCCCUCCACCCCGUACCUCUCGCCCGGACCGCCUCCCGUCGACCCCCCGCCUUCGCCUCCGAUGUUCUCGACUGAGUCUUUCACGCCGCUGGACUCGCCGCCUUCCAUCACGCUGGGACCUCCCCCCCCGGAUGAACCGGCCCCUCCCCUGCCACCUUACUUCACCCCCACCAGUUCACCGGCGGUCUGCCUUGAAGAAGAGCCAAUCGAUGAGGAGGUGCUGCAGUUUGCACGUUACGCACCCUCUCAAGUGUCAAUCAGUCCCGUCCCUCCUCUGCCGGCGGAGAGAAGGUCCCCUCGAGCGGGAGUCAUAUCGCCCCUGCUUUUGGGGGCCUUGGGGGGCAAAUGGACUCCAGAGGGAGGGAACCUGAGGGACGACAUCUCAGACUUGACCGGUUCACCGAGAGAGCUAACGCCGAGCUUCCGAGGAACGCCGCCUCCUCUUCCUCCGACCACGUACCGAUCGAUAAUGUCUUCCCCGGGGCCUUCCUCAGGUCCGUCUUCGCCAGCCCGUUCUGCCACGCCGCAGUCUCAAGACAGUCCGGUCCCUCCCCCUCCUCCCCCGCGGCCUUCCUCCCGACCGAAGUUGCCCCCAGGAAAAGCGGUCCAAGACCUGACCGGAUCCUUCAGUCCUCCGGUGUCGGGGAGCCCUCCACCUUUCGCUCCACUGGCUCGGGCAGAGAGCUCUUCGUCCAUCUCCUCCAUAACGUCACAAAGCGCGGCGUCCACGCCGACUUUAGGCAGGGACCUCAACUUAUCCAACACAGGAUGCUCAAGAGGCCCCAGCCCCCUUACCAUGGGACCCCAGGACACUCUGCCAGUUGCCGCUGCCUUCACAGAAACCAUCAACGCGUAUUUCAAAGGCGCCGACCCCAGCAAGUGCGUGGUGAAGAUCACAGGAGAAUUAGUUCUCUCCUUCCCUGCCGGCAUCACCAGGCAUUUCGCCAGUCACCCGACUCAACCCGUCCUCAUCUUUAGCAUCAGCAACUACACCCGACUGGAGCAGGUCCUCCCCAAUCCGCAGCUGCUCUGCUGCGAUUCCCCGACAGACAGUCUGGACACCAAGGAGUUCCGGGUGAAUAUGCAAAACCUGAUGAGUCAUCUUAAGAAAGUGGCUGAGCAGAAACCACAGGCAACAUAUUACAAUGUGGAUAUGAUCAAAUAUCAGGUUUCCGCAGACGGGAUCCAGUCCACUCCUCUCAAUCUCGCCGUGAGUUGGCGCAGCGACGCCAACACCGCCGACCUCCGAAUCGACUACAAAUACAACACGGAGGCGAUGGCAAGUCCAAGCCCGCUUCACAACGUCUACUUUCUGGUUCCCGUGGACGGAGGCGUAGCCAAGCUCCAGGCGAUGGUCCCACCCGCCACCUGGAAUCCGGAGCAGCAGAUGAUACAAUGGAAGAUUUCCAGCCUUUCUCAUCGGUCCGAAAACGGAGGGGUGGGCGCCCUCCUGGGCCGCUUCCAGAUGACGGCGGGCCCGUGCAAACCCUCGCAGCUGGCGGUCCACUUCACCAGCGAGGGCAGCACAAUGUCCGGUUGCGAUAUCCAACUGCUCGGAACCGGCUACAGGCUGUCGCUGAUUAAGAAAAGAUUCGCCGCAGGGAAAUACGUGGCAGAUAAUUAGUGGCGCGCAAGCAGGGGAACCCGUGCGCUGAGACUGUGAAGACAAGGAACCCGUCCUCCCUUUGGUGUAUUUGAAAAGUCAGUGGAAAUACGACUGAUGAGCGUAUGCAAAAAUAUUUACUUUGGCACUUUUGAGCCCUGAAAGAGUGAAAUCCCAAUUUACACCCGGAACUUUCAUAGUGGGUCCAAACAGUCUCGCAGUUCAACGAAACCGACUUUUGUCUUACUUGCCAUUUUAAUUGUACAGUAAAAUAUUAGAGAUUAUAUAUUACGACCACAGUCGUCAUGUGGAAAAUGUGUAAACAAAAGUAUGAUCGUGUUACUUUCCCAUGGAAUGAUAUGAUAAUAAUGAUAAUUAGAGAUUGCUAUUGAUCUGCGAUUGGCUGGCGACCAGUUCAGGGUGUACCCGCCUCUCGUCCGGAGAUAGCUGGGAUGGGCUCCAGCACGCCCGCGGCCCGCUUGUGGGGGCGUGACGGAAGAUGAGUGAAUGCGUGAAUUCUUCUUGAUGUCAUUUUGCAUCCCUCCGCCAUUCCCAUUUGCUUUGAAUGGUUUAUCUUUUGUCACGUGCCAUCGGUGCGGGGGAGGACCCAAAUGCAGGACUCCGAGACAAAGGCAUAAUGUCCAGUGGGUUUUGUCGCAGAAGUAGUGUCCGCACACGGUAACACAGUGCAAACUCAGUGAACUGGCAAAUGCCCGUGACGUAAACUCCAACAUAAAUAGAUGAUUAAUUAACGACAACAGCUGUGACGAGCGCCAGAGGUGGCACCGCUGAGAGCGGUGACCAGGCCACGCCCCUCCUGGCAGUGCUCCAGCCCCGCCCAUGACAUCUUUGUCAUAUUUUUCUGUAUGCAGCCUUGGAAACGGCACUGCAAAAAAAAAAAAAAACAACAACUGCGUUUGCGGCUUUACAUUUCAUCGUUUUUUUUCUUUAUUUGUACGUCAAACUUGCACUUGCUCACAACGGAGAAAUUCAAUCUGACUAAAAUUGGCUUGAUUUAUCAUAAGGAUGCUUCUUUUGUGUCAAAAAUGAAAUAAUAAUAAUAAAAUAAGCACAUGCAUUAUCGCUACGUACAAAAAAAAAAAAAAUUCCUGCGCUCAAUCUGAAUUGUAGUGGUGGCCAGAAUUGUUUGCCACUCAUUUUAAAGGGUUGCAUGGACAAAAAGUGGAGAUUGGCAGUCGGAUCAGCUGCAUCAGAUGACAAAAAAAAUAUAAUUUUAACACUGUGGGGCACGUGCAAUGAGAUAAAAAAAAGGAAGAACUUUGGCUGCUUGUGAUCGAUGAAAAGCUUCUUUUUCACUUUGUGUUUCUUGUCUGAUUGAGCCUUAAGAUCUACAAAGGGUAGUGCCAAAAAAAAAAAAAAAAAAAGAAGAAAA
Syngnathoides biaculeatus (alligator pipefish) is the source of this 5008-nucleotide messenger RNA. Its product is annotated as SH3-containing GRB2-like protein 3-interacting protein 1. Lineage: Eukaryota; Metazoa; Chordata; Actinopteri; Syngnathiformes; Syngnathidae. Gene Ontology annotation, cellular component: plasma membrane; cytoplasm. The transcript is spliced from 24 exons. The record is from RefSeq and is a predicted model, not a curated record. Bases 1030 to 3636 code for a protein of 868 amino acids.